AUGGAAGAUGAAUUUACAUCGACCUCUGAUAAAUCUGAUAAAUCACUUAGUAGCCGUUUAAAACGUUGCCUUCAAGCGCAAAAAACACAUUGGUUAAUCUUAUUUCUCGUGACAAUUGAUUUUUUAUGUUUCAUGACGAUGAUAGUUUUAUCUUUUCUUUGGGCAAAUAUUGAACGAGAACAACAUUGGAUAUUCGAAACAUUAACAAUUAUAGCGUUCAUUAUAAACGUAAUUUUCUUAAUUGAAAUCACAUUAAGUUUUAUUGUAUUCGGAUUGUCAUAUUUCACAAAAGGUCCACAUUGGUUUUUCCAUAUAUUUGACGCACUUUUGGUUUUUACUACGUUUUUUUUAGAAAUAUUUUUACACGGAAAACAACAAGAAAUUGUAGGAUUAUUUAUCAUACUUAGGUUUUGGAGGUUGAUUAAGGUAGUUGGCUCCGUUGCUAUUGGAAUCGCUAAAGAGGAUAAUUGGAAUGAUGAAAGAAUGGAAAAAGUUUUCCAAGGAAAAGACGUUAAAUUGGUCACUAGAUCUAGCUAA
Molecule: messenger RNA, 537 nt
Organism: Scutellospora calospora
Lineage: Eukaryota; Fungi; Glomeromycota; Glomeromycetes; Diversisporales; Gigasporaceae
Source: the annotation of a GenBank genome assembly